Molecule: messenger RNA, 3221 nt
Organism: Hypomesus transpacificus
Lineage: Eukaryota; Metazoa; Chordata; Actinopteri; Osmeriformes; Osmeridae
Gene: gskip
Product: gsk3b interacting protein
Exons: 3
Coding region: 268-669 (133 amino acids)
Biological process (GO): regulation of canonical Wnt signaling pathway
Cellular component (GO): cytoplasm
Molecular function (GO): kinase regulator activity; protein kinase A binding
Source: RefSeq, a predicted model, not a curated record
UCCACAUGCUUUCCUACUUUCCCCUUGUUUGCUUGUCUUUCAAAUAUAUACUCACUAAAUAAAAAAUACUGCAAACACAGCAGCUAUAGAAUAUAAACGUCGUGGUGUUGGUAAUGACUAAAACAGUUGAACUUUGACAAAGAAGCAGAUGUCUGGAUAAUGUGUGGUUGUUCGUCAUUGUACAAAAAUCUGUGUAUUUCCCGGCGUGCAUGAGCAGCCAGGAAGUGAAUAUCGACAGUUCUGCAGAACAAGGAGCCUGUCAGGGAGAUGGAGAUUGACUGUGAACCAGAGGACUCGGUUAUCUCCUCGUUUGACGAAGACUGUGUUCAGCUUGGAGGCGUGAAGGACAUGAGGCUGGAGGCGGAGGCGGUGGUCAGCGAUGUGCUCUUCGCAGUGACGGAGAUGUACGUCUCUCAGAGUCUGGACUGUGCUCUGGAUGUGGCGUACAUUAACGUCGAAAUAAGAGAAGGUACUCGCUUUUGCCUGGAGCUCACUGAAGCAGGACUAAGGGUAGUUGGCUAUGCCUUUGACCAAGUGGAUGAGAGCUUAAGCACCCAGUACCAUGAGACUGUUUACUCCCUCCUGGACACCCUGAGCCCAGGAUACAGAGCUGCCUUCGGGAACGCCCUGCUGCAAAGACUGGAGAGGCUGAAGCAAAAUGGACAAUAGGUCGAGGGAAAGGAGCUUCUGAAGCCAAGGUUGUUAAAACGGACACUUACAAGCCUUUGCUUAUGGAGAAAAGUUGCUUUUAUAGAGGCAAAAGUGCUAUAUGGACAAACGUAUUAAAACUAUUUAGACAAAAGUAUUGGGACACCCCUCUUAAUCAAUGAAUUCAGGUGUAUCCUUCAGUUCCAUUGCCACCGGUGUAUAAAAUCAAGCAUUUAGCCAUGCAGUCUGCCUUUACAAACAUUUGUGAAAGAAGUCGCCUUCCUAAAGAGCUCACUGAAUUAGAGCGUGGUACUGGAAUAGGAUUCCACAGUUGCAGCAAGUCAGUUUGUGAAAUGUCUUCACUCCCUAGAUAUUCCACGAUCAACUGUAAGUGGUAUUGCAAAGUGGAAGCGUUUAGGAACCACAGCAACUCGGCCACUAAAUCGGCAGACCAUGUCAAGUUUCAGAGUGGGAUCGCUGAGUGCUAAGGCACGUAAAAGUUGCCAACCCUCUGCUGACUCAAUAACUGCAGAGUUCCAAACCUCCCCUGGCAUUAACAUCAGUAGAAACGUGCUGAGAGCUUGGUGGCGUGGGUUUCCAUGAUUUCCAUGGCCAAGCAGCUGCAUGCAAGCCUUCCGUUACCAAGCACAGUGCCAAGCCUCGGAUGGAGGGGUGUGAAGCAGGCCGCUACUGGACUCUGGAGCCGUGGAAACGUGUUCUGUGGAGUGACGACGCAUGCGUCUCCAUCUGGAUGGAUGAGUCUGGGUUUGGUGAGUGCCAGGAGAACAUGCCUCACUGCAUUGUGUCAACUGUAAAGUUUGGCGGAGGGAUAAUGGUAAGGUUUCUGCGGUUGGCUUUGGCCCCUUAGUUCCACAGAAGGGAGAUGUUAAUGCAUCAGCUUACCAAGACAGGAACAUUCAAUGCUUCCAACUUUGUGAGAACUGUUUGAGGAAGGCCCUUUUCUGAUCCAGCAUGACUGUGCCCCAGUGCACAAAGCAAGGUCCUUAAAGCGUGGUUGGAUGAGUUUGGUGUGGAAAAACUUGACUGGCCCGCACAGCCCUGACCUCAACCCUAUCAAACACCUUUUGAAUGAACUAAAAUGGAGAUUGUGCAAGUCUGGCUCGCAAUCUUCUAGAACGCCUUCCCAGAAGAGUGGAGGCUGUUAUAGCUGCUAAAGGGACCAACUCCAUAUUAAUGCCUAUGGAUUUAAACUGAGAUGUCAUAAAAGCUCCUUUCGGUGUAAUGUGUAGGUGGCCUAAUACUUUUGUCUAUAUUGUGAAUGUGUGCCUGCACCCUUUGAGAGUUUUUACAUUGUUUUGCUGUAGGGAACAUUCUGAAGCUGAGUUAGCUCAUCAUCGCAUCUCCUUUGUUCAGAUGUGUGGGAAGUCUUGACUACAUUAUCAUAGUAUUACACAAGUGUAUUUAUUUUGGUAUUCUGAGCAUUCUGACUUAGUGACUUACUUAGUCAACCACCCUGCUUUACCUGUACAGUAAACUGUAAAUGGACACUGCUCCAAAAAAAUGAAGGGAACUGGGGAUGAAAUCCCCCAGAACACCAUCUCCCAUCAUGCCCUGGGCCAGGUCUGGGAGGAGAUCCCCCUGAACUCCAUCUCCCAUCAUGCCCUGACACUGUCGGGAGAGCACACAGGCAUGUGGGGGCCGUACAGGCUACUGAGUCACGUUGGGAGUCACUUGGAUUUUCGGUGUGAGUUUGACUCUAGCCCUAAAUCGGUUGGUGUACAGUAAAGAUUUUGAUCUUUAAGGUAUUUUGUGUAUUGAUACCUGAUGUGUGAUUUAGGUGUUCCUUUAAACAUAUCACUGUAGUGAGUCUGUCUUCUGCCAUCCACUCAAAAUAUAUAUUUGCCCCUACAUGUGCAACACCUAGAAGGUUGCAUGUCUCUUUGCAAUGGCCAAAGAUGACGAGAGGCUUACAGAAGGUUAUUUUUCAAUCUCUCAAACACCUACCCAUGUCGUAAGUUAUAAACUGCCUUAACUGUUGACCAUACUGUUCCAUUUGGUCAGACUUCAUAUAUUACAGAUAAAAUGUUUAUUCUAACAACUUAUACAUAAAUGCAUGCAUGCAUUCACAGUCAUUUUGUAUUAAAUACAUUUGUUUUGUUAAAGUGAUUUUGGAUGUUGUUGAAUGGUAAAGGUAUGUAAGGGUGUAUUCCAGACAUGGUAGUCUGGAGGUUUGUUUGAAUACUUCAAAGUCACAUGUCCCAGUACAUUUAGUAAUUACUGAGCAGUGGGAAUGAGUAGAAAUCCUUUAUCAAACUAUUUUGUUUAUCAAAAAGCACAGAAUAAACAGCUCCUUCCCUGCUGGGUCUGAGGUGAACAGGUUGUGGGGCACAUCCCAUUGAAAUCGCUCUAGGAUGUUGGACCAAAACCAUGGCUGCUUUAUAGUUUAAUUUCAUUGCAUAAAUGUAUUUUAUUAAAAACUGACAUUUGUAUAAUCGCUUUUACGUUGAUGAAGUUGACUGCAGAAAACUAUAAACUACCCUGUACGUCUUGCCUAUUUGUACUGUUUAUGCUGCUGAAAUGUGCUCAUACCAAUAAAAGCAACAACAAAGUCU